AGAUGUGCGGAUUUUGACCGGAAAAUCAACCAAGCUCUUUUUGUGGGCCCCGGAAGAACUGUCUGUUUACAGUUGCUACCAGCAGCAGCAGCAGGCAGAGAAAUCGUUAGCUAGUUAUCUUGAUAGCUAGGUAACAAAUAUUGAAAACAAAUACAGGGAGUAUGAGCAGCUCAGAGGAGGUGUCCUGGAUCUCCUGGUUUUGUGGACUGCGGGGGAAUGAAUUCUUCUGUGAGGUUGAUGAAGACUACAUUCAGGACAAGUUCAAUCUGACGGGACUGAAUGAGCAGGUCCCCCACUAUCGCCAGGCUCUCGACAUGAUUCUGGACUUGGAGCCAGAUGAAGAGCUGGAGGACAACCCCAACCAGAGCGACUUGAUCGAGCAGGCAGCUGAGAUGCUCUAUGGCCUCAUCCAUGCUCGCUACAUCCUCACAAACAGAGGCAUCGCCCAAAUGUUGGAGAAGUACCAACAAGGGGAUUUUGGCUAUUGCCCCAGAGUGUAUUGUGAAAACCAACCCAUGCUUCCUAUUGGCCUGUCAGAUAUUCCAGGGGAGGCCAUGGUGAAGCUGUACUGUCCGAAGUGCAUGGAUGUUUACACCCCAAAGUCCUCCAGGCACCACCACACAGACGGGGCCUACUUUGGGACAGGUUUUCCUCACAUGCUGUUUAUGGUGCACCCAGAGUACCGGCCAAAACGACCUGCCAACCAGUUUGUGCCAAGGUUAUAUGGUUUCAAAAUCCAUCCUAUGGCUUACCAACUCCAGCUCCAGGCUGCCUCGAGCUUCAAAAGUCCUGUGAAGACAAUUCGCUAGACCUUGAGCAUGACCAACGAUGAAGACACUAAGGAGACUUAUUUUCUAUGUUUAUUGUUACUUGGUUGAACGAUUAUGUAGAUCAAUAAAGGCUUGUAUAUGUAACCCAUGACAUAUAGGUACUAGAUACACACACACACACACACACACACACACACACACACACACACACACACACAGCCACAUGUCAUUCAUCUUCCUGUUUCUCAUGGUGCUGUGUGAUGGCUGGGUCUCCUUGUAAUCAUCACUCUUCUAGAACAAUCUCUCCCCCCCUGGAAUGAUCUUGUCUGAUGUCAUAUCCUUUAUCCUUACUGGGGUUUACAUAGUCGCAAGAAUAAAGAGGUUCAGUGAGUUUAAUCUGUUCAAAUCAGUAAUAAUUUACCUACUCCAGGUUUGAAAGGAUUGCUGAAAACAACCGGCAAUCAAUCAGUCAUUAUUAGUUCAUUUUGAGCUGCACUUUAGACACCAAGUUAAAUGUAAAGGUAAUUUUCAGAUGCUACUGAAGCAGUUGCGGUAAUGCUGAAAGGUGCACAAGACAUGUUCUCAGGGUGAAGACAAUGUAUUUGAUUUGUGUUUGUGUGUUUGGUAAGCUGUUUCAGAGGAGUGGGUAACACCCAAUAGGGUCUAGGCUCAUUUGUUCUCAACUCAUCAAGGGUUUUAAACACCGUUUUGUUUAGAUUAAUCUGUUCAAAUACUUUAUGUAAUUUAAUACAUACCUACAGAUGCCAUUUUACACAUGCCCUUUUUCUCUGCAGCUUGUUAGAACAUUUGAAAAGAUUUCUUUUCAAUCAAUAAAUUCAAUGGUAUUUGAUGCCGUCUUAGGUAUUCAUGCUCUUGUCUUAAAGUGAGACAGCAAACAUAACUUCAAUAAACUGUUUUGUUUCGUA
Molecule: messenger RNA, 1696 nt
Organism: Osmerus eperlanus (European smelt)
Lineage: Eukaryota; Metazoa; Chordata; Actinopteri; Osmeriformes; Osmeridae
Product: casein kinase II subunit beta
Exons: 7
Coding region: 162-809 (215 amino acids)
Cellular component (GO): cytoplasm; protein kinase CK2 complex
Molecular function (GO): protein kinase regulator activity
Source: RefSeq, a predicted model, not a curated record